This is a messenger RNA of Linum tenue, 286 nucleotides long. NCBI's taxonomy places the organism in Eukaryota, Viridiplantae, Streptophyta, Magnoliopsida, Malpighiales, Linaceae. The record is from the annotation of a GenBank genome assembly.
UGGUAGUAAGAUUGGCGGUCUUGUAGUUGCUCGAGGAGCCAAGAAAGUGGUAGGCCGCAAUGAGAGAAUAUUUAAGAUGGAGAUCGGGGUUAUCUAUAAGCUCAUGGCUCCUGUUAGUAAGUUCUACUGGUCAGAUGUGAUCGAGGAGCUAAAGCAACCGAUUAAUGCCAAAUUAGAGAGUGAGUUUGAUAUAUCCAUGACUAAUGAAGUUAUGAGGUUGGCCGUAGAUUAUUCACUAUCUAGGCGGUUCAUUAACUUCAAGCAUCAUUGUCAUAAGCAUUAUCUG